This is a messenger RNA of Dinoponera quadriceps, 2776 nucleotides long. RefSeq names its product putative inorganic phosphate cotransporter. NCBI's taxonomy places the organism in Eukaryota, Metazoa, Arthropoda, Insecta, Hymenoptera, Formicidae. Gene Ontology annotation, cellular component: plasma membrane. Gene Ontology annotation, molecular function: transmembrane transporter activity. The coding region runs from base 609 to 2204 and encodes 531 amino acids. Gene Ontology annotation, biological process: monoatomic anion transport; transmembrane transport. The transcript is spliced from 8 exons. The record is from RefSeq and is a predicted model, not a curated record.
CGAAAGCCGGAGAACGACGCAGCCCGCGGAAGGCGUCGGUGUCGCAACGCCGACGCUGUCGACGAGCCUCCGCUUCCUCGCCGGUCCUCAUCCACGUCUUCGACGUCGCGUGAGCAACAGCCAGCGCCGCGAUUCGCCGCCGCCCGGCGCGACGAGAUUUUUGGCAGGCGUUUUGGAGCGCAGUUUGAGCACGGCGAGCGAGCGAGUUGCGACGCUGGCGAGAGAGAAAACAAAGAAAGAGAGGGAGAAAGAAAGAGAGCGCGUUCCUCAUCUAGGCGUCAAGUUUCCCCGACCGUUCCUCGGGGCUAACAAGUUGAGAAGUCCACCGUUCGUACGGUUUCACAGCGAGUGCGCGAGGGAGAAGAGACGUCAAUACAGACAGAGAAAGAGAGGGAGGGAGGGUGGGAGAGAGAGAGAGAGAGAGAGUCCUGUUGCGGUAAGAUAAGAGUGAGGUCGAAGGUGAAACCUCCCAGUGAAAAGAGACGAGAACUGACUCGAGCGCGGAAGAAGGAAAAAUUGAGGCGCGCGCGUUCUUAUGGUGAGCCCGCGUGGUUUGUGAUUGUCACAUCGCUUCACACAGGAGCGCGCGCUGAGCGCAUACCGACGGGAUGGCGUCCAAUCGCAGCGUACUAGAUCGCUUGUCGUGCAGGCAGGUGCUGAACAUCAUGGUGAUCCUCGGCUUCAUGCUGAACUACAUGCUGCGCGUGAAUCUCACGAUAGCGAUCGUCUCGAUGGUGACGCCGAGCAACAGCAGCAGCCUGUCGUCACAUGCCAACGAGUCAGCGUCGGUGGACGAGUGCGGUGCCCAGUUGACGAUGACGAGCAACCCGAUCGACGACACCAGAGGCCCACCGCAGAUCGACGUCGACGCUAAUCGAGUCAACGAGGCGAAUGGCACCGCGCUCCUAUCAGCGUUCCCGCACCGGGAGGAACGAGCUCAGACCAAGUAUCCGUGGAAUGAGUACGAGGUGAACCUGAUUCUCGGCAGCUUCUUCUGGGGUUACAUCUGCACGGAGCUACCGGGCGGCCGGCUUGCGGAGGUUAUCGGUACUAAAAGGGUCUUCGGCUACAGCAUGCUGAUAUCGAGUUUCAUCACCCUGUUGACGCCGUUGGCCGCCACCCUCGGCUAUGAGGUGGUCGCAGCGUUGAGAGUCGUGCUGGGAUUCAUGCUGGGUGCCACCUGGCCUGCGAUCCAGCCAAUGACUGCUCGAUGGAUUCCACCGACGGAGCGUAGCAAGUUCGUCUCUAACAUGAUGGCCUCGUCGCUCGGCGCCGCGAUAACCAUGCCGAUAUGCGGCUACCUCAUCGCCUCGCUCGGUUGGGAGUCGGUCUUCUACGUGACCGGCGCGAUUGGCAUUAUAUGGAGCGUGGCGUGGUUCUUGCUGGUGUUCGACUUGCCGUCGCAGCAUCCGCGCAUCAGCCACGAGGAGCGGCGUUAUAUCGAGGACGCCAUCGGAGUCACCGCCACCACCAAGCACCUGCCAGUGCCAUGGCGUUCCGUCUUCACCUCGGGGCCUGUCUGGGCUAUCGUGGUGACGCACGCGUGUAGCGUCUUCGGUUACUUCACCGUGGUCAAUCAGCUGCCCACUUAUAUGAAGUAUAUCUUGCACUUCAACAUCAAAGAGAACGGCCUGCUGUCUUCGCUGCCAUAUCUCGGCAAGUAUAUCUUUGCGGUAUCCAUGUCCACUCUGGCCGACUACUUGCGCCGCACUAACAAGCUGUCCGUCACGGCGAUACGUAAAAUUUUCACAGCGUUCGCCGUGAUGAUACCCAGUCUCCUCAUGGUGGUCCAAGCGUAUUACGGUUGCGAUCGCACGGCCUCGGUCGCCAUUUUCACCGUUGCUUUGACGAUAAACGGCGGCGUGACAGCCGGAUAUCUCGGCAACGGUCUCGACAUCGCGCCCAAUUUCUCAGGCACGAUAUUCGGCAUCGCCAACACUUUUAGCUCGUUGGGCGGCUUCCUCAGCAGCUUCAUGGUCGGCACCAUCACGUACCAGAAUCAGACUUACACACAGUGGACCAUCGUUUUCUGGACCCUGGCGGCCAUGUAUUGCAUCGGCGCGCUCACCUUCGUGAUCUUCGGCACCGGUGAGCUCCAGAAGUGGAACGAUCCCGUGGUGAGCGUGACAAAGAACGGCACCGUCGAGGACGGCAACGAUUUCGUCGAGUCGCUCCCGCUCAAGAGCAAGAAGACAAUUUCGUAGCGGCGCGCGCAUGGAAGUGGGCAGAAAAGUGGCGAGGUGAGCGCGGCGACGGCGUGGUCGCUGUCUCGCGUACCUCCGCCGAUACAUAUUCCAGACGGGACAGUAUUUGUUUUUAUUCUCCGCGACAUCCAGCGCGGUCGGUAAACGCUUAAGUAACCCUUCAGCUUGGCGAUUGCCCGUCUAGUAGAUUCGCGCUUAGAGAAUUAAAACGCGUCUUUCACAAUGUCGACGGUAAUUUAUUGUCGUGAUUAUUUUCCAUUUUAUACUUAGCAUACGCGAGAAUACGAUGAGAAGAAUUAUUCCGGCAAGGCCUUGAUCUGUUUUUAUAAUUUUCAUUAAUACCUUAGGUUCGCUUUCUUGAACUCUGCCAAGUCUAGGGUUGAUAGAUAGGGUAUGACGUGGAAGGAUUCAGUGCGUUUUUACUCACUUCUUACCGGUACCGAUGUAUUGUAAUAAGUGCGAUUAUAUACCAAAGAGAAACGAGCGAGCAGAGGCGUUUUAGCUUAGACUAAGCGUUUACACGACAUCAUCCGUUGAUACGAAUUUAUAAAUAAAUAUACGAUUUUUAGCAA